Pseudo-nitzschia multistriata is the source of this 1280-nucleotide messenger RNA. The record is from the annotation of a GenBank genome assembly. NCBI's taxonomy places the organism in Eukaryota, Bacillariophyta, Bacillariophyceae, Bacillariales, Bacillariaceae.
CGAACAAUCCGCAGGAAAAGAAGGAAAGAGCAAAAUCUCCUUCAAUUUGUGCAAUAAAACUCCAAAGAGUCAAUUGCUCUUCUUAUCCUUGAUUCUUUAAUUUACUCUUGAAAAUAAUUCGAACACGGUACAGCACCGAUUAUUUAAUUCUACUGAAAGAAAGUCAAGCAGUGAGAUUCUCAGCAAUCUAUUAGAACCAUGUCGAAGGCACUCCAACGAAAUCUGAAGGCAAAGAUGCCCAAAAAUCUGGAUGGUACGUAACGAUUGGAUAGAUUCGCAGCAAGAAGCGCAACUAUUUUUCGCUGCCUCCAUUAAUAGGAUAAUUCUCAACCUCUCCAAACAAUUUUCCAUGUAUAGGACCGGAAUGGGACAGCAGCGACGAAGAAGAAGAUGCACCAGUAGUGGCGGCAAAAAAUACCAAAACCAAAAAAUCAACGAAGGGGAAAAAGGUGGUGAAAUACGACAGCGGCAAAAGCGACAACGAUAGUAAAGACGGCGACGACGACGAAAAGAAUCUCGUUUUAUACAUAGGUCAUUUGCCCAGAGAAUUCGAAGAAUUAGACCUUCGGAGGUUUGUUUCUCAGUUCGGCAAGGUUUACAACUGUCGGGUUGCUAGAAAAAUCGAAACCGGAAGGCCCAAGGGAUUUGCCUUCGUCCGAUUUGGCGACAACGAAACGACCAAAAUUGUUUGCGAGACACUCCACGGCUACUUUCUCGACAAGCAACGCCUGGUGUGCCAGCUCCGACCCUCCCAUCCGGGAAUGUUUUUCAACACCGACGAGAUCAUUGCCAAACGAACGAAAAAGAUCCAAUUGGAACAACAACAGCGCAACAAAAACCUGGCCAGCUCGGAGAAAUGCAAGGUGAUUACAUCGCGACUUGUGGGCCGGGAAAAGAAAAAGAGAGACCGCCUCAAGGCGCUCGGGAUCGAUUACGAUUUCCCGGGAUACAAGUCCAACCGGGCCGAUUUCCAAGAAGAAUACGAGCCAGAGGAGACCGCAGAUACAACCGAGACUGAAGCGAAGGAAACAAAGAGUCCCAAGAAAAGGCGGAAGGAGUCUAUGGAUAGCACACAUAGCGAAGGGAGUGCCUCCAAAAAGAAGAGCAAGAAGAAAAAGAGGGAUUCCAUCGAUAGCAUAAAGGAAGACGAAACGAAAAAAGAAAAGAAGUCAAAGAGCAAGAAGAAGCGAAAGUCUGUAUAAAUGACGAAGGCUGAAGCGUCCAAAAUAGAGAGAAACUUUCUUUGUGUAAAUGAUCAACAAUAGAGGAUUAAAGUCUUC